GUGAGGACAUUCCAUUCUGAAUUUUUGAGUUCAAUAAUAAUUUUAUUCAAUUUCAUACAGAAGUGUCAAACAUUCAUUUGAUAACAUGAAAUUAAUAUAUGAAUGAAAUAAAACUUUUUUAUCACUUCCGAGAGAAAAAAGUUUGUCUUUUGUGUUUCAAUGACGAUCACGUAAUCUGCAACAGGAAGAUUAAUCUUCCUACACCACAGUCAUUUUUUUCAUUGAAGUAUUUAGUUAGUUUUUAAACUUUCGAGAGUUCGGGACUAUGAAGUGUUAAAAAUCUAUUUGAAUUUAUUAAGAUGGAUUCUAAUUUUUUUCUUAUUAUAAAUCUAUUUAUUCAAUUGGUAUGGACUAGUCCAUUGUUGGUUUUUGAAAGUGAAUCGGAGUUUUUGAUGGCGGACAAGUAUGAUGAAUAUUCUACAUACCAAUUAUCCAGAAUAUCACGAAAAUUGAUAUGUAUUAAUAGCGAAUCGAGAGACGCAUUUAUAUGGAAUAUAAUUGAUAAUGGUGGGAUCACUUUUGAAAUCAAAGAAAAAAAAACAGAAUUUAGAGAUUCAAAAUUUCCAAUUAAUUACAAACAGCAAUGCAGAGUUAAUGUAGAUAAGGAAUGUCUUUCAUUAUGGAGUCAACAAGGUAGUAAUUGGAGUAUUGUAAAUUCUUUUGAUGUCCCCAUGGGCCCAGUUUACGACAGUCGUUGGGAAGAUUUUACAGAAUUGAGUGGAACAGGAAAUUUUGAACCUAUAAGCUUAAUAAAAGAUAUAGCUAAUACUGUUCUCACGUUUGGAGCAAGUGGUAGUUUCGCAUUUUCCAUCAGAGGAUUAUCCAAUGCUCAAAUAAUAAUAUGUGAAUCAGAAGACUUUAACAAUGAUUUUUGUUACGAUAUUACGGUUAAACAUAGUUCAAUGACUGCUGAGAUAAAAAAAUGUAAUAAUGGCAUGUCAGAUGCUUCUACUUGUGUUCCUGUACAGAGUCAAAAUGGAAAUGAAGUAAAGACAUUUCAAUAUGAUGGAUGGAACACAUUUUUACUAAAAUGGGAGGAAAGAACUCGCACAAUCGAAUUAUUUGAUCCUGAUGAAAAGAUUUUGUCUUACAGUGAUCAUGAUUCUGUAUACAGAAAUGCCAAUAAGAUUUACCACAUAUUUUACAGAAAUUCAACACGUAAAAUGUUAUUUCGUUAUCACGACUAUUCCUACACUCUAACAAAAGACCCAGGUGCUAUUCUCAAAAGCUCUCCAUUGAUAUUAGGAAAUUUUCAAAAACUAUGUAUCGACAUGCUAGUGGGUUUAUGUAAACAUUGUGAACUGAUUGUAAAUAUCGUGGACGGAUCAGGAAACAGACGAAUGACAAAAAAAAUCAGAAGAUCAUCAAAAUAUGAUAACAUUGAACAUGAUCUACCCAUGUGGCAAAAUGAAAGAAUUGAAGAAACGGACAUUUCUGAUUAUCUUACUCCCAUCACACUUGAAUUGAUGACAUUUGUCAUUCCAGAAUUCAUCGAUGGAAGUAAAAAUCACUGGGCAAUUACCAAGUUCGAGCAUUGUUUUCCAGAAGGAACCAUUAAGAUAAUUGAAUUAGAAGGAGAAGUAUAUUGUAGUAGAGAUUGUAUCUGGAACUCUGUUUUUUGUCAAAAACUAUCUUAUGAUGAACCAAAAUCAGAAAUUGUAGCAGCUUUUAGCAAUUCUUUAACGAAUUUAAACGAUUUGGAAAAUUGUCAAAAUUACAAUAUUGGACCAAACUGUACAGUCAAGUGCAAUUCGUUUUUCCAAAAUGAUUGUGCUGGUGUAAAAGCAUGUACGGAGAAUGGUUGUUCAUGUGUUCAAGGAUGGCAAGGCUCUAAGUGUGAAGAUAAAUGUAACUCUGGAUCAUAUGGUUUUGGAUGUUCAAAAAAAUGUACCAAUUGUACUGAUGACAAAUGUGACCAUUAUACUGGUAAAUGUGAUCUAGGAUGUAAAUCAACUCUUUCGGGAUUUCAUGUACUGCCCCUCUGUAAUAUUGCGAUUGAAGAUCUAUUAAUACCAUUUGUUGAUGAAUUAAAAAUUACAAGUGCUCGAGUUUAUCUACAUGAAGAAGAAAUUUAUAAAACCAUCAAUGCAACAUUUGAAUUUGAAGUUGAGACCGAGUCGGGUGAUAUUUUUAAAAAAGUUGCUAAAAAUGGUGUAAUAACUAAUAAUGGUACUGAAAAAAAUAUUUAUUACACUAUUUUCAGUGAAUUGUUACCUGGAGAAAAAUAUUCAGUAAAAGCAAUAACAUACGUACAGCUUGAGAUGAAAUCAAUUAAAAGAAUUGUAGGAAAUUCUUUUACAUUUGUAACACUAUGCAAUUGGAGUGAGAAAUUCAAAAUAACACCAGAUGAAACGAGUUUAUUGAUAGAAAAAAUAUCUGGAGAAGAAACUUAUUCUUGCCCAGAUUCGUGGUAUUUAUUUAAUUUAUCAACGAUAUCAUCAGCAACAAAUGAAUCACGUCUAGUAAAUAAAAAUAAUGCCAAAACUGAAUUUCCAAUCACUUUAUCAAAACUACACCCGUUUACAAAAUAUCAAGUAUGCGUAAACGGUAGAGAUAAUAAAUUCCAAAUAUGCCAAAUAUCAUCAACUCUCGAAGCAGCCCCAUCACCAGUAGCAAACUUACAGGUAAAAUCCAUCACAGAAACCAAAGCCGAAAUCACUUGGAGUUCUCCAAAAUCACUGAAUGGUAUUCUAAAAGCUCCACCCAAAGUUCGAAAUCUCCAAAUUGUAGAAGUAGAUGAAUCAACCACUACCUUAAGAUGGCAACCACCUUUACUUCCAAUGAAUGGUGAACUUGAUUAUUAUAGCAUCAGAUUCUUGUUGAACAAUGCAACAUUUCUAGAUGAAGUUAAAGUAUAUCUUAAUGAAACUUGCUAUCUUUGGAAAAAUUCAUUUUGUAAAACUGUCCCUCAUCCAGAUCUCUCAAUUAAGCAAUCUAUAGAGGUAAAAGCUUACAAUAAAAAAGUCAAUGAUCCAGGUGAAUCAGUUAUAAUCGAUGAUAAUCGUGAAGAACAAGUUCCAGAACAACCUGAAAUUAUUUCAAUAACGGAAGUCGGUCGAGGAGCAAUAGAUCUAAAAUGGCAGCAUCCAUCUGUCACUGGAGGACCAUUAAAAAAAUUUUCAAUUCAUUUUCAGAUACUCCACUGCGAAUUAGAAGAAAAUCGAAAUUUAAAAUACCGCCAAAUUAAAACAAUUCUAAUUAAUAAAUAUGAAUCUGAGUAUUCUACUCACUUGUACCUGUUACCAUCAACACGUUAUAAAAUAUUUCUUCAAGGAGAAACAUUAAUGCAGAAGGGAAUAUUAUCAACUAAAAUUUUAAAAACAAAUAAUGCUUUAGACUUUCAGUAUGAACCACAUCCUGUUAUGGAUUUUAACCAUCCUUCAAUUAAUAUUGUUAUUCCACCAGUGAUAAAUAAUACAAAGGAUAGUCAACUUCAUAUUAUUAUCAAAGGACGUUCUUUUUGUGACCAUGGAGAAAUAUUGAGUGAACAGAUGAUGAAAGAUAUUCAAAUUGAUUAUCAUCAAGAAGCUUGGAAUUUGGCUACCUUUCCGACACCUAAAACAGCCAAUCUGUCAUUCACUACUGGAAAUGAUCAGGCUUAUGACUCUGUGUCAAAUUGUUUUUUGGACAUAGAUAGAACCUACGUCAUUUUUUUAUUGGUAUAUGGAAAAAUGCAUCUGAAUACGAACGCAACAGCUCCACUGCUUUUCUGGCAAUCUGAACCCAUCUUUAUGAGGGAAGACCCACUAGAAAAUGGUCACGAAAGAUCAAAAAUACAUUAUCAUGAAUCAUGGGCAAUACCACUUGUUCUAGCACUUUUCAUCACUUGUGGAACUACGUACUAUUGUUUACGCAAAAGAAGACGUCAAGAGUAUCUGAAUGAAGAAAAAAACGAUGAAAUAACAGAAUCAAUUCAAGUUCAUUCUAUUCCCAUUAAAAACUAAGAACAAUAAGUCUAAUCAUCCCAAUUUAGAAGAUGAUACUUCUCAUAUGUUAGUUGAUGUUCGAGAAUCAAUUCUAAAAUCUCUAUCGAAUUCUCGAAAAUGCGUGACUGAAAUGAUUGCUACUGAACCAAUGUACGAAGAUAUCUCUGAUAUAGUUUAUGCUCAAGAAUCAAUUCCAAAAAUUUCAUCAAAUUUUACAGAGCAUGCAAAUCAAACUGUUUCAACUGAAUUAAGAUACGAAAAUUUGAAAGGGAAUACCAUGUUAGACAGUCAAUCGCAACAAAAACAGUUAAUCAAAAAUAAGGAAUAUACUCGUCAAGAAUCUCAUAAUUUUUAUUCUUAAAUUUAUCUUUAUCUUAAAAAAUGAAAACAUUGAAAUGGUAAAAUUACCCCUUUUGAUACAAAAUUUAACAUUAAUGAUUUACUAUUUUCUAUUCUUUUUUAACACCACUUGUGGGAAAGGAACACGAAAGAUUUAAAGAGUUAAAGUAUAAUAGCAAAAUUAAGUAAAUAAUAAAUAAUUAAAUUAAAUAAUUCUGGAUUCUAAAAAAAAUACUAUAUCAAUUGCAUUUUUCAUUUAUUCAAAAUUAAA
Messenger RNA from Chelonus insularis, 4536 nucleotides. RefSeq lists its product as uncharacterized. NCBI's taxonomy places the organism in Eukaryota, Metazoa, Arthropoda, Insecta, Hymenoptera, Braconidae. The transcript has 17 exons. Gene Ontology annotation, molecular function: protein binding; scavenger receptor activity. Bases 300 to 3944 code for a protein of 1214 amino acids. The record is from RefSeq and is a predicted model, not a curated record.